AUUUAGAUAUUAAGUUACUACUACAUAUGAGUAUUUUAAAUACAUUUGGGCGUUUAAUAGGAAUGAAAACAACAGCCGAUAAUUAAAGAAGUUUUUCGUUUAGACCCUUGCUUAAAAAAUGUGUCAAAGGUCAAUAAUAAGGAAUAUAGCGUCGAUUUAGAGAAUACACGCGGUUAUACAAAAGCGGAUAUUGUUAUUAAACAAAAUAUAGAAAACUGCAAAUAAAAUUGUUAUCACGCUGAAAAAAAAUAAAACUAUUUAGCUAACGAUAACUAGCUGUUCCACUCAUCCAAACGGCAGACGGCGGUAGAGGAGCGCAGAGGAAAACGAAAACGACUAGGUCACAGUUUUAACGUCAUUUCCUGUCGACUAAAGCGUGUUGUCUGCUAACAGGAAAUAUGGCCGCAGAGGACUACCCUCACGAGAUAGAUGAACAGCUCACGUGCUUCGACUCGUCAGUGACUUCAGUUAAAACCAUCUUGGAGCAGUUGAUGUCGAUGCCCAGAAAUGACCUGCUGCAAAAGUUGGAUCCUCUGGAUCAAGCCAAGCUGGAUCUGAUGUCUGCCUACACCCUUAAUUCAUUAUUCUGGAUGUACUUGGUAACACAAGGGAUAAAUCCCAGAGAACAUGGAAUCAAACAGGAAUUGGAGCGAAUAAGGACAUAUAUGAACAAAGUGAAAGAGAUCACAGAGAAGAAAAAAGCUGCCCGUCUGGAUAAGGGAGCUGCCGCACGCUUCGUCAGGAGUGCUCUUUAUGAUCCUGAUGAUAAGGAUUCUAAAAAAAAAGCAGCAAGCACAUCUUCAGAAACUCCUCCAUCAAAGCGUUCAAAGCAGAAAUGAAAUAAAGAAGAAGCUGCAGAGUAUGUCAAAGUGCAAAAGA
Messenger RNA from Neolamprologus brichardi, 879 nucleotides. It is a transcript of the gene c1d, whose product is annotated as C1D nuclear receptor corepressor. Gene Ontology annotation, molecular function: DNA binding; RNA binding. Lineage: Eukaryota; Metazoa; Chordata; Actinopteri; Cichliformes; Cichlidae. The record is from RefSeq and is a predicted model, not a curated record. Gene Ontology annotation, biological process: maturation of 5.8S rRNA; regulation of gene expression. Gene Ontology annotation, cellular component: exosome (RNase complex); nucleolus.